Messenger RNA from Acytostelium subglobosum LB1, 1065 nucleotides. RefSeq lists its product as hypothetical. The record is from RefSeq and is a predicted model, not a curated record. NCBI's taxonomy places the organism in Eukaryota, Evosea, Eumycetozoa, Acytosteliales, Acytosteliaceae. Gene Ontology annotation, molecular function: cAMP binding; G protein-coupled receptor activity. The transcript is spliced from 2 exons. Gene Ontology annotation, biological process: adenylate cyclase-activating G protein-coupled receptor signaling pathway; cell surface receptor signaling pathway. The annotation marks the transcript as partial. Gene Ontology annotation, cellular component: plasma membrane.
AUGACAAAUGCAGCAAUGGCAGUUGACUUGAUAAAUGAUGUCUUGUCCAGUGAUUCAUUGACGACGAUGUUGUCAAAUAUGACACAACCGCCAAAUACAACUUCGAAUCCAACAUUUUGUACAUUGACACAAUCACAUUUGAUGGCGGCAUAUAUUGUCAACUUAAUUGCCAGUUGUCUAUCAGUAAUUGGAUCAGCAGCGAUCAUUUUAAACUACUUCCUAUUCCUAAGCCAGACCAAAAGAAAUCAAGUUCUAUAUCGACUAAUUCUAUUCCUAUCAAUUGCCGAUUUCUUUGGUUCACUUUCAAUAUGUAUAUCACAAUCUGUACUCUUGAUGAGUUACAAACAAAGUGGAUCAUUCUGUGUAUUGAUAAGAGCAUCGAUAAAUUAUUUCUUCUUGUCUAGCUUUGUUUGGAUGAGCUGCAUUGCCUUCCAUGCUUAUUGGAGCUCAAGACAAAGGAGUCAAACACCAUUGUUUGUUUUCCAUGUAUUGUCAUGGGGCCUACCAACAGUGAUGACAAUAGCAAUGCUUUGGCAACACGCGAUCGUUCAAGAACAGAAUGCCAACUACUGUCAUCUCGAAGCCAAGUCCAAAUGGAUCUAUUGGUAUGGCCCAUUAAUGUUAACAUUCGUCUGGAACAUUGUAUUAUACGCGAUGAUCCUCUGGAAGUACCGCCACUCUGUUCGUCCAAUGUCACCAGACUACCUGUCAUCCGGUUCCAUCAACACGCAGCACUCAGUGUCGACACACUUUGUUAACGAGCGAAAGAAGAAGAUGCAUGGAAAGGUGGCUCGCCAGCUUGGCAUCUACUUGAUGGCUUUCAUAAUCUGUUGGCUGCCGGACUUGAUCGAUGGAUUCGUUCCAAUCUCUGAGCGAUUCUGUCGCUUCUACUGGCUGUGGCUGGUACAGAACUUCACGACACCACUGCAAGGCUUCCUCAACUUCAUCGUCUAUGGUGUUGCCAGCAGGAUGUUCCUGCGAUGUAAAAGAAAGGAACCACUUGAUCUUCGAUCACUCAAUGAGAAGCGACAACAAAAGAUAAGUAUACUCAGAGGUGUUGUAGAG